AUGACGGAUGAGUUCAUUUUAAAUGGAUUUCCAGAGCCUGUUACAGUGGAUCUGGCCAAGAAGAUCACACAGGAGAAGCUGUUGCAGUUCGCCGCGUUCCGCAACUGGAAAGACACACUUCGGAAGAACCUGGCACUUCAAUCUGACGAUAAGGACCACGCCUUCUCGAAAGACCCAUAUGUUCUCAAGAGCAUCGAAAUUCAAUCCGUGGACUACUUCUCGCCCACCAAAAUCGGUUUCAUAAAGCUCAAGGCUGAUAUACGAAACUCAGAAAACAAAGCACUUCCUGGAAUCGCUUUCCUCCGGGGAGGAAGCGUGGCUAUGCUGAUGGUGCUACGGCCAGUAGAUUCGAGGGACGAAAGAUGGGUGGUCAUGACAGAGCAGCCACGAGUCCCAGCAGGUAGUCUCAAGUUCGUCGAGAUCCCAGCGGGCAUGCUCGAUGAUGCGGGCGAUUUCCGCGGGCAAGCCGCGAAAGAGAUCGAGGAAGAAACCGGCUUCAAGCUACCGAAACACGAGCUUAUCGACCUCACUAAGUUGGCGCUGAGCCAGUCGAAACCCGAAGGCGAAUUGCUCAUGGACGAAGCCCUGCAGGAUGCCAUGUACCCUAGUCCUGGAGGGUCAGAUGAAUACAUCCAUAUCUUUUUAUGGGAGAAGGUACUUCUAUCCACAUGUCCGCUUGGUACGAAAUAG
This is a messenger RNA of Alternaria triticimaculans, 690 nucleotides long. RefSeq lists its product as uncharacterized. The record is from RefSeq and is a predicted model, not a curated record. Gene Ontology annotation, molecular function: ADP-glucose pyrophosphatase activity; ADP-ribose pyrophosphatase activity. Lineage: Eukaryota; Fungi; Ascomycota; Dothideomycetes; Pleosporales; Pleosporaceae. Gene Ontology annotation, biological process: nucleoside phosphate metabolic process; ribose phosphate metabolic process. Bases 1 to 690 code for a protein of 229 amino acids. The transcript has a single exon.